GACUCCGCGAAGGCUAGGGCUUGGGCGGACGGAGCACCGUGCGCAGGCGCGGAGUUAGACCUCGCCGUAGCCCCCAUCGCCCCGGGGAGUCUCAUCCACAGUGGGUCCGCCGGCCCAUCGGGGCGCUUUCCCUCCUAUACCCUCCCGGGUUCCCCGCGCGCCCCACGCGCCCCGAUGGCGGAGCUGCGGCCUAGCGUCGCCCCCGGCCCCGCCGCGCCCCCGGCCCCUGGCCCUAGUGCCCCUCCGGCCUUUGCCUCACUCUUUCCCCCGGGACUGCACGCCAUCUACGGAGAGUGCCGCCGCCUUUACCCUGACCAGCCGAACCCGCUCCAGGUCACCGCUAUCGUCAAGUACUGGUUGGGUGGUCCAGACCCCUUGGAUUAUGUCAGCAUGUACAGGAAUAUGGGGAGUCCUUCUGCCAACAUCCCUGAGCACUGGCAUUACAUCAGCUUUGGCUUGAGCGACCUCUAUGGUGACAGCAGAGUCCAUGAGUUUACAGGAACAGAUGGACCCAGUGGUUUUGGCUUUGAAUUGACAUUUCGUCUGAAGAGAGAAACCGGGGAGUCUGCCCCACCAACAUGGCCAGCGGAGCUGAUGCAGGGCCUGGCUCGAUAUGUCUUCCAGUCAGGGCCAUGUCAGCCUUACAGUUGCAGAAGACAACAUCGAGAAGAGAAUACCUUCUGUAGUGGGGACCACGUGUCUUGGCACAGCCCUUUGGAUAACAGUGAGUCAAGGAUCCAGCACAUGCUGCUGACAGAGGACCCACAGAUGCAGCCUGUACAGACCCCGUUUGGGGUGGUUACCUUCCUCCAGAUUGUCGGGGUCUGCACUGAGGAGCUGCACUCGGCCCAGCAGUGGAAUGGGCAAGGCAUCCUGGAACUGCUGAGAACAGUCCCUGUUGCUGGUGGUCCCUGGCUGAUAACUGACAUGCGGAGGGGAGAAACCAUAUUUGAGAUCGAUCCACACCUGCAACAGGAGAGAGUUGACAAAGGCAUCGAGACAGACGGUUCUAACCUGAGCGGUGUCAGUGCCAAGUGUGCCUGGGACGACCUAAGCCGACCUCCCGAGGACGAUGAGGAUAGCCGGAGCAUCUGCAUUGGCACACAGCCCCGGAGGCUCUCUGGCAAAGACACAGAGCAGAUCCGGGAGACCCUGAGGCGAGGACUUGAGAUCAACAGCAAACCUGUCCUUCCGCCAAUCAACACUCAGCGACAGAACGGCCUCACCCACGACCGGCCCCCAAUGUCUGGCAGUCUCCUCUGUGAAGCAGGAACCUGAAGGACCAUCUCGCCUUGCAAAGUUCAGUGGUCACCUUCCUAUGGGUCCUGCAUGUCCAGUCAAUACAACAUUUUGUCAAGCAGUCCAGGCAAGAACAGUUUCUUGCCAAAAUGUCCAUUUUUGCCAAGAAGAAGAUAAACUCCAUAUAGAGUGUCUUUGA
Peromyscus eremicus (cactus mouse) is the source of this 1438-nucleotide messenger RNA. RefSeq names its product SUFU negative regulator of hedgehog signaling (gene Sufu). NCBI's taxonomy places the organism in Eukaryota, Metazoa, Chordata, Mammalia, Rodentia, Cricetidae. Bases 175 to 1278 code for a protein of 367 amino acids. Gene Ontology annotation, molecular function: transcription factor binding. The transcript has 10 exons. Gene Ontology annotation, cellular component: cytoplasm; nucleus. The record is from RefSeq and is a predicted model, not a curated record.